Iphiclides podalirius (scarce swallowtail) is the source of this 684-nucleotide messenger RNA. Lineage: Eukaryota; Metazoa; Arthropoda; Insecta; Lepidoptera; Papilionidae. The record is from the annotation of a GenBank genome assembly.
AUGAUGCUAACCGGCGACGCAGCGGUUUGGUGGCGCCGCGUCCGCGACAGCGUUGCGUCGUGGCCGGAAGCGCUCGCGCGCCUUCGCGCUGCUUACGGCGUCCAGAAACCUACCUAUCGAGUGUUAAGGGAGGUAUUUGCUACCGAACAAGGCGUAAGUGGCAAGCAAGGGGUUGCGAUCGUAGAUACUGGGGCUACAUAUAGCGUGGCAAGUCCUUUGUUGUAUUCUCUGCUUUUGAAUAGCGGCGUGAGUUUCCGAGAAGUAGAACGCGUCAUCGGUCUCGCCGAUGGUUCACGACAUACGAAGAUAGUCAAGAUCGCAACGGUGACUGUCACAGUAGGUACACGCAACGUCGACACCGAAUUUUGGGUGUUCCCUGGCGAUGAAACUAGGGCGCUUCUAGGUCGCGACUUCAUCGCGAAAGUUGGUAUGAUUUUGGAUAUAGCGCAGGAAGUCUGGUAUUUUGCGGAUAAUCCAGAAAAGAAAUUUCCGUUCGAGCACUCUUACGUGCUUAAAGACACGGCGGUAUUGGACACUCUAUCCGACAUGUGCGACGUGUCUUUACGUCCCGACGAAGGUACAGCUCUGUCAUCCGAGCAGAGGGCCGCACUCAACCAUCUUUUACGAAGGAGGGUCGGCCAGUUCGCUGCAGACGGCGGUGCACAAAAUCAAGGUAAGUGGGAG